AUGGCCGUCCUCUCAGUGACCAGAAGACUGCUUGCUGUCUCAUGCAUAACAUCGGUGAAGAAAAAAUGGCGGAUUGGAAAAAUAUACGCUGUCGGCUUGGCUGAUUCGUCUGCUGCUGUCUACAAUCUCAAUGAGGAGCUGGUCUUCGAGCAACUGUCCGACUAUCCGGCUCGAAAACGUGAAGCUGUGCUGCGAUUCGACGAGGCUAAAAUACAACGGAUAAAUGGUAUUAACGAUAUCCCUUCAUAA
Psilocybe cubensis is the source of this 249-nucleotide messenger RNA. RefSeq lists its product as uncharacterized. The record is from RefSeq and is a predicted model, not a curated record. The transcript has 2 exons. The coding region runs from base 1 to 249 and encodes 82 amino acids. NCBI's taxonomy places the organism in Eukaryota, Fungi, Basidiomycota, Agaricomycetes, Agaricales, Agrocybaceae.